AAUGUUUCAGGUUCACCAAUUCUUGUUUGUAGAGUCUCGGAUCGGUCGCACCGUAUCAUUUGAGAUAUUACUGGCAAUUAACCAGCGUACGAUAUACCAUACACUCAUCGUUCUCGCUUAUUUCGUAAAAUUCAGUUCUAAAGCUUUACAAACCGGUCUUUUACGUUGCAAUUCACGCGACGUGAACAGUUAUUGAAAACUGCGAAUGUUUUACGAUCAUAUCGUUCGAACAAAAAAAUGAUUUGACAGCCAAUCGCGAGGUAAUACGCGAAAUAACGGUACUUACGAUUGGCAGACAACCUUUCUUUCGACACGCGUUCGUUUCCAAUUUUGAGAAUCAGAAACGUGACUUGCCAAUGAAAAGAAACAAAUUAUGCGUAUUUGCGGUGAGAAUAUUAGUGAAAAUUAUUUCGAGUUUCUAUAAUACUCGAUUCGUCGUAUUCGAACGACGCGUGAUGGUCUUCGCAAUGUCUCAUUGGAGCACAUUGGAGUAAACGAAAUGAAACAGAAUUGUCGAUAGAACCAUCGUCGCCCUUGGACGAGUCGAGCCUGGGAACGUUCUACCGUUAGUAGUGGGGGUAAAGAGGGGCUGGCUCUAACCGGCGGCGCCUGCAGUGACCGGCUGGUGUCUGUAAGCACCCGGGUGUCGAAAACGUGGAUACGAGAAGUGAAAGCGGUGCUUUCCCUCGAAGAGGUCGACGCCGAGAGCAUUGGUGGCCUCCCCAUUGUCUCGUGGGUGUUAAAGAAAGAUCAUCCGCUUGGUCGCGCGCACCUCUAUUUCGAUUCGUCUGCCUCGUCUCUUCCUCCUCUCUGGUCUGUCUCUCUCCAAGCAACGGGGACAGAUCGGUACGGUGUGACAGCGAUCGACUGGCUACAACACUGCACGGACAACCCUUGCGCUUUUUUUCCCAAGGUUCACGCGGUUUUCCAUGUCAACGACACGCGCGCUUCUGCCAAGGCCAGCGUGCUACGCCCUGCACAGAGCAGCCUCCGUCGUCGCCGUCAACCGACCGCUCCACGUAGUGCUCGUGCUCGUCGUUGACGGCCCGUUCUCUACGUCGUGCCGUCGGUGGUCAACUCUCGGUUCGUCGUUGUGGUCAUCGUGGUUAUCUGUUGGGUGGUCAAAGAAGGCCGGCGAGCAUCCAAGUGCGUUCAGGGCUAUUGCCAGGCCGAGGAGGAGACAGGGCAGCGUCGCUCACGCCAGCCUGAGAUGAGCGACCAUGGCUGCAUACACUUGAAUAAUUUCAAAGCAGCCAAGGGUAUCCAGCCGUACAAAGUGAUACACUCCUAUUUCGUGACCAGCACGUCGACCGAGGCACGCGUAAGAAAGGCUGUAAGCUGCUUAUGUCAUACAUGUAAAACUUACAAAGACCGCCUUCAUUCUUGUCUUCACUGUAUAUUCUUUGGCUGCUAUGUAAAAGGUCAUAUACAGGAACAUGCGAAGACAAAAAAGCAUUUUUUAGCCGUUGACCUUUGUUAUGGAAAUAUUUUGUGCUUCCAAUGCGGCGAUUAUGUAUACGAUAGAGAAUUAUUGACAGUUGCUAAAGCUCAGUGGAGCGAGUCCGCAAAAUCACUGAGUUUUGGAGAAUUUUAUCGAGCAUGGGAACCAACGCAAAUAGAGGCAGAUUUACUAAGGAAACAUCCACGCAGAAGGCGUGUAGUCGAAAAUUCUACCAUAGGUCUAAGAGGACUUAUAAAUCUCGGAAGUACAUGUUUCAUGAACUGUAUUGUACAAGCACUCAUACACACGCCACUAUUAAGAGAUUAUUUCCUUGCUGACCGUCACCACUGCCCACAACCCACUCGUUGCCUGGUGUGCGAAGUGUCUCAUCUUUUUCAGGAAUUUUAUUCUGGCAGUAAAGCACCAUUGACACUUCACAAGCUUCUUCAUUUGAUAUGGACGCAUGCCAGGCAUUUAGCAGGUUAUGAACAGCAGGAUGCCCAUGAAUUCUUUAUAGCUACACUUGACGUUUUGCAUAGGCAUUGCGAAGCAGCGCCGAUUUUAGUAAAAGAUAAUCCACAUCAUUGUAAUUGUAUCAUCGAUCAAAUCUUUACUGGCGGGCUUCAAAGCGAUGUGGUUUGUCAGGCGUGCAACGGAGUAUCGACCACGAUAGACCCAUUCUGGGAUAUAUCGUUGGAUUUGGGACCAGCUGCUAGUGCAUCAGGUUCCGAUAGUUCUGGUCCUCCAACCUCAUUAUUAGAUUGUCUGGAAAGGUUUACGCGUGCAGAACACUUGGGUUCUAGCGCAAAAAUAAAGUGCAGCAAUUGCCAAACUUAUCAAGAGAGCACCAAGCAAUUGACGAUGAAACAGCUCCCUAUCGUGGCCAGUUUUCACUUGAAACGAUUCGAGCACUCUAGCAUUCAGGACAAGAAGAUUUCCACGUUCAUCUCGUUCCCAGAACAAUUAGACAUGACACCUUUCAUGUCGCACAGACGAAACGGUAACAAUAAUAGUGCGAUGAUGGAUGGACUACCAAAGAAUGGAGAGGACAUGGCAUUCAGUGAUAAUAGAUAUUCAUUGUUUGCGGUAAUAAAUCAUGAAGGUUCUUUGGAAACUGGACACUACACUGCCUUUAUACGGCAGCAAAGAGAUCAAUGGUUUAAAUGCGACGAUCAUUUGAUUACAAGAGCAAGAUUAAAAGACGUCUUAACUAGCGAGGGGUAUCUUCUUUUUUAUCAUAAACAAAUUUUGGAGUACGGUCGAAACAACAAGGUGUAAACGUUAGAUCAUGUAAUUAAUUUAUUUAUCACGACGAAUCAUGGGCGGUAGACUUAAGUUCUUUAGCAUCUUAAGAGAUAUAUAAAACAGAUAAUUUCGUAUUGAAAACUGUCUCAUAAAUUUUAUCCGACUUAAAGAAAUUUGCUUAUCGGUCGGACAUGCAUGAUCUGUGCGACAGAAAAUAGAUAUAUAGAAAAACAAUGAAAUGAAGGCCUCAAAAAAGAAAUUUCGAACUCCCGUCCGAAACGAUAUGGUUUAAAAAGUGGUACGGACGAAAAUACUUUCGAAAUUAGAAGAGUGAGUUAACGAAUAACUAUACUGUUACGCUUUGAUCGUGCGAAAAGAUAAAACUAGAAAUUAAUCACUGUUAUAAAUAGUCGAAAUUGAUUGGAUGUCGCUCUGUUAGCAUAGAUGUUUGUCGUGAUGUUCAAACUUUUUCCACCAUUGUGUUUUACGUUCGACGAAAUCUAGGCUAGCGCACAUGGCGAUUGAUUUCCCCGUUCGUAUCCUAAAGUAUUGUAAGUGUAGUUGUAAGAUUAGCUCAAUUUUUUUAAACGACCGAUCGCAUUUUUGUAUAUCGCUGACUAUUGUUAUAUUCCUGCCCUCACACUUGUAUACACGAGGCACCAAGGAUGGAUCACAUGACUCAGAUUUUUACUCUUAACUUUUCUUUUGUUGGCUUAAGAUUGUAUUACAAGUAAUGAAUUAAUAUGUUAGAUCUUGUGUACGCGUUCAAUUAAAACAUGUUCUUCGCGCGAUUCAUCGUGUCAGCCAUCCUUUGGUGAAUCAAUUUUGUACAAACGAAGUAACCUAUAACAAAAGCAAGAGGGGAUAAUGACAUUAUCUGAACAAGGCGAAUUAUGUCGCAUGACUGUAUAAUAAAAAGAGUCACUGUUUGACAAAUUUUUUGUCUGGUUGCCCGUUUUAUUUUUAUUUUUAUUUUUAAUGUAACAAUUUAAAGGUUAACGAUGUUCAAACGGACGAACGGAAGAAAGAUACGUAGUUUCCUGUUAAAGAAUCAAGCAUAUCGCUUUUGAUAAUUUUGCUUAAUUUUCUGUACAGCGGAUUCUACAAAGUGCCAAGCGUUCGAUUGCACUUUUAUUUCUUAACUGUGUGCCUACCAUAGUUAUUAUCAUAGUGCGCUAUUUUUUAACAGAAUAUAUAUAUUCUAUAUUGUGUUCAUUGAGAAAAUUUGCGUUCACGUUUCCCUUAAACACGUAGUUUCGUAUAAUCUUUCUCAUAUUAAAUGAUACCUGAAAGUGAAUCGCAGCAGACGCCUAAUACGAAUAGUGUCUAUCAAUGUUUAACAAACCAUUUUUCGUGUACGUCUUCGUACGUAACGAAAAUAAACGAUCCUAUGUCAAAUUGUUAAAAUUCCACUAAGAGAUUUCUAAAUGUAACUAAUUCUUAAAACAAAAAACAAAUAUGUAACCUACAUAGGUUUAACAACGUACAUACAAGAAUAUUGUACGAAGAAAGAUAAGAAAAAUAGAUGUCGUAAGCAUUGUCAUCGUUCGACAUAUUUACUGAUCGCAUUGCAACUGCAAUGGUGCGUCUAUUCUCGUAAUGUAUUGUGACAUGAUCAAUAAAACUACAUCUGGAAAUUAAAUAUUA
This is a messenger RNA of Hylaeus volcanicus, 4333 nucleotides long. RefSeq names its product ubiquitin carboxyl-terminal hydrolase 22 (gene not). Bases 1211 to 2719 code for a protein of 502 amino acids. Gene Ontology annotation, molecular function: cysteine-type deubiquitinase activity; zinc ion binding. Gene Ontology annotation, biological process: protein deubiquitination. Lineage: Eukaryota; Metazoa; Arthropoda; Insecta; Hymenoptera; Colletidae. The record is from RefSeq and is a predicted model, not a curated record. The transcript has 6 exons.